CGAAAUCCCACGCUAAAUUGACUCUCUGUGAUUGCACAUUAACAUGGCCAAGCUUGCAUCUUUCUUCUUAGUAUUCAUUGUUGUAAUCUCAGUUGGAGCUUCCACUGUGAAUGGACAGCAUAGAUGUACAGAGAAAGAGCUUUUAAGCUAUAGAGUAGAAGGCCAAUAUCCUACAUUUUGUAUCAGAGCAACCAGCGAUUCUAGACAGUUUAGUUUCAACAGGGAUGGUUCUCAGCAGAACAGGUGGAUCCUGUCAAAGAUGAAGUUGCCUCGGUUGUGGUUUGAAGUUGGUGAUCUUCAAAGAGAAGGUUCAAUAGGUAGCGGUUAUGGUGUCCUUCGGUGA
Messenger RNA from Lactuca virosa, 343 nucleotides. The record is from the annotation of a GenBank genome assembly. Lineage: Eukaryota; Viridiplantae; Streptophyta; Magnoliopsida; Asterales; Asteraceae.